AUUAUCUGAUGACGACAAAGACAGUGUUGAUGAAUGUGUGGUAACAGAGAAGCCUGCUGUAAAAUUGAUUGAAACGGACCUUGGACAUGGAAUUAUAGUGACGCAUCCGGAUAUGUAUGAUUUCAAAGACAAUGUUCGCUGCAGGCCUUGGUCGCUAGAUCGGAGGAUUGUAGAAGGAACAGAUAUAAUGCUUGGUUUCCAGGAAGUGACGUGUUGUGAUGUAUAUGAAGUUUUCAGUAAAAGCGGAAGAAGUGUACUGAAGUUUGACGAUAAAGAUGAAAAACACGUCACCUUUUCUGUCAGAAUAAAAUAUCUCUUCCGAAACGAAGAUGUUUCAUACGUAGCAAAAGUCAAACAAGGCCCCAAAUGGGAAUCAGUGGCUGCAAAUCUUGAGGAUGAGAAUGUGACUUUCCAUACUACAGAACUGGAGAGUUUAUAUGUGAUCUGCUUUCCUACCCAAACCAGAUACAUAAUCGAACCCAAGGGACGAGAGAUAAAACCCGAGAACUUGGACGGAGACAGACUUCAGUUCCCCCCAAAUUUUGUUGACAAACCGAAAACCACAUCCAUUCAAUUUUCCUCUGUGGAUAAAAUAGGCAUGGACAAGCGCCAUAAACUUUUCCCCGACCUUUUCAAGCUGAAGGCUGUAUCUCGUAGAGUAUAUGUUGAACAUGACAUUUCCAGUUCGAAAUCCAUGCUUGCUGAAUUAUCUCUUAAGGUUUUGGGUGAAAAUCACAACCUCAAGGAUCUGGAGAUUGUUGGAUUCCGGUGGAAAGAUGGCGAUGUUUCCUUGAUGUCUAAAGAAGAGUGCAAGGCGAAGAAAGUCGGGAAAAAUACCAUUACUUUACAGACGGACGGUCUUGUAAAUAAAUCUGGAUUUUCUCUCGGACUUGCAUUGCCAGGGUUCACAGAAAUUAAUGCAAAGGAAAUAAAACUAGCAUAUCGUGAUGAAUAUAUCUGUCGGUUCUUCAUGCACAUCAAAAAAACGGGGGCUCGAUCCGCCAUUGUAUUUAUUGACUGUGUCAAACUUGAGGACAUCAACACUCUUCUACCGAAUUAUGUCACCGUCUUCAAAAUCGGAGAGUCUGAUAACUUAUACCUUCGAGAUUUCCAACGCAUCCGUAUUGAUACAACCGGAAGCUCUCUCAGGAAGAAAGACGAAAAACAUGAAAAAUGUUUUGUGUAUUUUUUCGCAUCAUCUGAGAAAAACCAUCUUGAGUUUAAAAUCGAGCAGAAUCAAGGUCUGGGUGUAUCGCCCUCGACGACUUUAAAGUUCAGUUUGGACAAUGGACCAUUUAAACGUGUUGUUCAUCAACAAGACUUCGAGCCUUGGUCGAUAGCCCUUGGGGACAAAACAGAUGCAGGACAGAGAAAAAUUGAACAAAUAUCGCGUGGAAAUACAAUGUUAAACAUAUAUAAAUCCAAAAAAUAA
Molecule: messenger RNA, 1432 nt
Organism: Saccostrea echinata
Lineage: Eukaryota; Metazoa; Mollusca; Bivalvia; Ostreida; Ostreidae
Exons: 5
Coding region: 113-1432 (439 amino acids)
Source: RefSeq, a predicted model, not a curated record